AUGUCUACCAUGAAUGCAGUGGUUGUUCACACCCCUGGAAAACCUAAUGUCCUCAAGGUCAUACAGCGUCCUAUUCCGCAGCCAACCCCGGGACAGGGACACUCGCCCGUGUCGCUCGUGCAGUUCCCUCGCAUACUCGGCAUCGAAGCGGUAGGAGUAAUCGAUGCUGCUCCUGGUCUCGAGCACCAAUUUCCUCUCGGCAGCACGGCAGCGACCGCCAUGGGAGGAAUGGGCCGCGUCUUUGACGGUGGGUACGCAGAAUAUACAUGCGUACCGGCCAAACAGGUGCAAAUCGUGAAGACAAAACUGCCAUGGGAUGUGCUGGGGGCCUUGCCGGAGAUGUUGCAAACGGCAUGGGGCUCUGUGAUGAAGUCGCUUUCAUUGAAGCCCGGGGACAGAUUGCUGAUACGAGGCGGGACGACGUCUGUCGGACUUGCGGUGGCGGCUAUUGCGAAGAUGCAUGGGGCCUAUGUGGCGUCAACGACGCGGAAGAAGGAACGUGAGGCGUUGUUGCGUGAACAUGGGGCUGAUGAGGUCUGGGUUGAUGAUGGCGCCAUUGCGAGACAGAUUGGUGAAAAGUCGGGCGAGUAUUUUGAUAAAGUGCUUGAGCUUGUGGGCACGGUGACUUUAGCUGAUUCGUUGCGAUGCGCCAAGAAGGGAGGCACGGUAUCGAUGACAGGUAUUGUGGGUAAUGAAUGGCAUCUAGAGAGAGUUAAUCCGAUGGAGUUGAUUCCGUCGGAGACUAAAUUGACAGUAUAUGGUGGUUCGGAUGAGGAUUUUAUAUCUACUCCUUUGAAUGAACUGGUCAAAAUGGUGGACGAGGGUAAGCUGAAAGUACGGGUUGGUCGAGUAUUUAAGAUGGAGGAGAUCGUGGAGGCACAUCAGUGUAUGGAGGCGAACGAGGCCGCAGGGAAAAUCGUGGUACUUCCGUGA
Aspergillus tanneri is the source of this 933-nucleotide messenger RNA. RefSeq lists its product as uncharacterized. Gene Ontology annotation, molecular function: oxidoreductase activity. The transcript has 2 exons. The coding region runs from base 1 to 933 and encodes 310 amino acids. The record is from RefSeq and is a predicted model, not a curated record. Lineage: Eukaryota; Fungi; Ascomycota; Eurotiomycetes; Eurotiales; Aspergillaceae.